This is a messenger RNA of Marchantia polymorpha subsp. ruderalis, 2081 nucleotides long. The record is from the annotation of a GenBank genome assembly. Lineage: Eukaryota; Viridiplantae; Streptophyta; Marchantiopsida; Marchantiales; Marchantiaceae.
AGCUUCAACCUUUUCAUACAAACUCCCCUCCAGCGCCACAAAGCGGGAGAGAGAGAGAGAGUGUGUGGGACGAGGGAAAUUGUGCUGAAACGCUGCCAAGAUGGCCCUGUUGAUUGGUCCAAAAGAUUACGAAAAUGAGCCACCGCGACAUCCAGCGUUGAGAAUCAAUGCCAAGGAGCCUUUUAAUGCGGAGCCUCCACCUUCGGCUCUGGUAGCAUCAUACAUCACACCCAUAGACAUGUUCUACAAGCGGAAUCAUGGACCAAUUCCGAUUUUGAAAGAUCCUUCAUCGUACCGAUUGGAGAUAACUGGUUUGGCACCAAAGAAAUUAUCUCUGAGCUUGGAAGCUAUAAGGAGUUUGAAGAAACACACGGUUGUGGCUACCUUGCAGUGUGCAGGGAACCGUAGAACGGCCAUGAGUGACACUCGUAAAGUAAAGGGAGUAGGCUGGGGUAUAUCAGCCCUUGGAAACGGGAUAUGGGGAGGAGUGCUGCUUUCAGAUGUACUAGAGUUGGCGGGCAUACCCUGCUAUACCAGACGCUCUGCGAAUGGAGGCAAGCAUGUUGAGUUCAUUAGUGUCGAUCAGUGUAAGGAAGAGAAAGGAGGGCCAUACAGAGCAUCAGUGCCUUUAUUGCAAGCUACCGACCCAGAAGCUGAAGUUUUACUGGCUUAUGAAAUGAAUGGCGAGGAACUAACCAGGGACCAUGGGUAUCCUUUGAGAAUUGUAGUACCGGGAGUUAUCGGUGCACGAUCUGUGAAGUGGCUUGCAAGUAUUGAUAUUUGUCCUAUUGAGUGCCAGGGUUUUUUCCAGCAACAAGAUUACAAAAUGUUUCCACCUUGGGUUGAUUGGAACAAUAUCGUUUGGCCUUCACGGCGGCCACUCAUGGACUUCCCUGUUCAGUGUGCCAUCUGUACACCCUCAGAUGGGAGCUUCAUCAAGACAGGAACCACGGUCAAAAUUAGCGGAUAUGCCUUGAGUGGAGGAGGACGUGGGAUAGAGCGAGUUGAAGUAUCUUUAGAUGGUGGUCGAACCUGGAUUGAAGCGACCCGACUGCAGAGUGGCCGUUCGGCACCUUCGAACUCUUACAUUUCAGAUGUAGACGAGCAGCGUGAGAAAUGGGCAUGGGUGUUGUGGGAAUACAGUACCACAAUGACUCCACCUACGACGAUCAUUGCCAAGGCUGUGGAUAGUUCAGCCAAUGUGCAGCCACAAAAAGUUGAAGAUAUAUGGAACUUGCGUGGAGUUCUCAAUAAUUCUUGGCAUGAAGUACAUGUGAAGGCUGAGCCACAAUCGAUUCAAUCUAGCCUGUAAGCUGUACAAACUGAUAACCUUCGACACAACUAACUAUCAGACUAUCCUAUCAGAUGAAUCUGAAUUCUACACGUUAAGACACAAAGUCGAUCCAUUAUGGUAUCAACUUUCUUCUUCAGUGGUGUAAGGGCACAUUGGACAAGUUAAGGUUUUCUCACACCUAUUUGAUAGAGAUAUCUGUGAGUAUCAGCUUGACCGUUUCGGUCAGGUCAAACACCACGUGUGUUAGUUGUUUGACUUCCUGAAUUGUCAAGGAAAUACACAAGAUGCUUAGCCUCUUGCUUGGGUAGUUGUACAGUAGACUGCUCAAGGAGAAUAUCAAAUGACAGGACAGAUUCACUCGUGCUUUAUGCGCGUCCAGUAUUAAGUUUAUAGAUUUGUGAGUGGGGUGAUGCUUGUCGCUACAAUGUUCUUUGAAGGAGUUCCAGCUUGCUGAUUCAUAGCGCAGUCUAGGGCCAGUGGAACUGAGAAGCAGGAAGCACAUACCCUCUUGCUCCCAUUUUCUCUCAAGACUAUGGACUGCACAUCACUUGAAUCUUUCACUGGUUUUACUUCUCAUCUUACUUCUCAUCUUCUCAUCUACCGCUGGAACCUGGAUGAUUGGAGGUUCUUUUCUUCAGUUCUGAAAGUCUCGUUCGGCAGUAAAUUUCGACAGUAUAUUUGUCUAUAUGUCCUUUCAUACUUGAAAGGACAUAUAGACUUGUUGAAAGUACAUGGCAUGGGAUUCGUCACGAGGAUAUAUCAAUCUUUGUGGGGUUUAUACGAGAAC